GAUGAAUAUUUGUGAAAUAUAGAAGAGAAUAGAAGUCACCCAAAAUCCUUUCUUCUGAGAUAAACACCACUGUUGUGAUUUUGUUGAGCUUCCCAAUCCCUCUUCCUCCUUAUCCAGUUGAGAUCACAGAUGCACUGAUGCUUAAGCACAAUUAAUUUGGUUUCCUGGAAUUUUUUAAAUUGCCCAUGACUGACCAGGAGGUCCCAUGGUCCUGUCUUGGGAUAAAGGAAUCUUCUGGACCUGGAGCCAGAAACUCAUAGACCUGAAUUCUUGGAAUGCUGACUGGCCAAAGAGCACAAAUGACAACCAUUUUCAAGUCUUGAUCAAGCUCCUGUUCACAGCUGGGCACCCUUGCAGGGUGGAGAACCCAGGUCAUGUCCUUCAGGAGAUGAAAUGUUUGGAGAGAGGCACAUCAUGAGACUGCUGGCCUUUGUGUCCACUGAGUCAGGGACAGACAGUUGGUGCUAUAGAAACCCCAGCAGGGAAAGGCAAGACCAGUGUGAGCUGGGGCAGUUGGCAAAGGCUUUCUAUAGGAGGUGUGACAUCAGCUUAAGCUUCUCAAUAACACAGACAAACAGGAAGGAUAUUCCGGGGCGUGGGAGACACAGCAAACAUCCAGAGCCAGUGUGAUAGGUGGGGAAACAGAGAUGACACAGCACCUGCACUUGGUGGGAUGGAAGCCAUCCCAGUACUGUGACGCCUCAUGGGACCUUGUCUUAUCUUCAUGGAAGUCUUAUAAAGUAGGCAAGGCAGCAGCAGAAAUAUUAUGUAGACAUGAAAUCAACAGAAAUAUUAAGGGAUUUGUCCAAAGUCACACAGAAAGUGAGUGGCAGGUCUCCUACCUCCAGUCCCCAAAUCAGAGUUCCUCCCAUCAAACCACACUCUUCGCAUAAACUGAAUUCUGAGAAUGGCCACCAGAACGAACGCAUUCCCAGCUCAGUCCAGGCUGAGCUUCUCCUACAGCUUGUGUUUGUUCCCCGCAGAGAGCAGUGAUGAAGUCCAGCACCCCAGAGCAACCAGAAAACAUCGACGGAGCCUGGGGGCUGGACACCCCCAUGGGAACGGCUCACCCGGUCCUGGGCAUGGGGAGCCUGACGUUUUGAAGGAUGAGCUUCAGCUCUAUGGAGAUGCUCCAGGAGAGGUGGUACCCUCUGGGGAAUCAGGACUCCGAAGGAGAGGCUCUGACCCAGCAAGUGGAGAAGUGGAGGCCUCUCAGUUAAGAAGACUGAAUAUAAAGAAAGAUGAUGAGUUUUUCCAUUUUGUCCUCCUGUGUUUUGCCAUCGGGGCCUUGCUGGUGUGUUAUCACUAUUAUGCAGACUGGUUCAUGUCUCUUGGGGUCGGCCUGCUCACCUUUGCCUCCCUGGAAACCGUUGGCAUCUACUUUGGACUAGUGUACCGCAUCCACAGCAUCCUGCAAGGCUUCAUCCCCCUCUUCCAGAAGUUCAGGCUGACAGGGUUCAGGAAGACUGACUGAGGCCACUGCCAGGCGGGCAGCAGAGGCAGGCCCCACUGUGACCACCACUGUGACACCUGAGCCCACAAGGACAGACCGGCAUUCUGAGAGAUGCGCAGGAGAGCAAGCCAGACCAAUAAAAAGAACGUUUUUCCUUCCA
Piliocolobus tephrosceles (Ugandan red Colobus) is the source of this 1613-nucleotide messenger RNA. Its product is annotated as transmembrane protein 40. The record is from RefSeq and is a predicted model, not a curated record. NCBI's taxonomy places the organism in Eukaryota, Metazoa, Chordata, Mammalia, Primates, Cercopithecidae. Bases 908 to 1474 code for a protein of 188 amino acids. The transcript is spliced from 9 exons.